GAGACUUCAGGAAUGAAAGUAAAACUCAGAAAGUAAAAUGGUUUUGCUUCGGAAAGUAUCGUCUAUUUUAUUCUGUUUAACUCUGACAAAAUUCGGUCUCAUCAGUUGUGUUCUGUAUGUUGAGAAUGGAACAAGUCUGAAUUUAGAUCCAGGUAUGAAAGGAACACCCGAGGACAUUUUGUGGACAUUCAAUGAAGACAAAGUGGCUGAACGGGAUGUGAGUGACUUUCAAGAAUAUGGUCGAUUUAUAAAGAGAACAGAGAUCGAAUUUACUACUGGACGUCUCAGAGUUCAUCGGAUGACCAGAGAUGACAGCGGAUUUUACAAAGUUAUGAUUCAGAUCAAUGGAAAGUUACAGUUUUAUGAAGUAGAUGUUGAAGUCAUUGACGGUGUGCCAGAGCCGCAGGUGACGUGUGAACUGAACAGCUCUUCACAAUCCAGACACUUAUUGUGUUCAAUGACAGAUGAGAUUAAUGUGACGUACACAUGGACUGGACCAGAUGGGCCUCAGUCCGGUCAAACACUUGAGAUUGAUAAAGAUGUGCCGUCUGAAUCUCUUUAUAUCUGCGCAGUCAAAAAUCCAGUGAGCCAAAAAAACAAAAGCAUCAUUCUGAGAGACUGCAGCACAGGAUCAGAUGGAUUAAACCUUCAUCUCAUCAUCAUUACUCUGGUGAUCAUCGGCGUGAUCUUGAUUGUCGGAGCAGCUCUGGUCAUUUAUUUCAAAUGCUGGAGAAACAAACGUAAACAGAUGCCUCCAGAAGCUGCAGAAGCCAUGAGACUUCUGGAUUCGCCAGGAAAACAGAAUCUAGAUGAGAAGCAGAGUUGCAGAGAUGAUCAUGAAGAUCUGUGUGAGCACAACAAUGAAGGAGAAAUCAUGGGAAGUCAAGAUUCUGAUGGAAACACUGAUGAAAACAUCUCAGAGCAAAAUAAAGAUGUUCAGUCUGAGUCUAAGAAGAUUCAUGAAUCAGAUCAAAACAGAGUUCAGCGAGUACAUGAAGGAACACUGAACAAUGAAGGAGUGAACAUGAUCAACCAGGAGACUAAAUCAAACACAGAUGAAAACAUCUCAGAGCAAAAGAAAGAAGAUGUUCAGUCUGAGUCUGAGCAGAUUGAUGAAUUAAAUGUUCAUGAUGGAGAUCAAAACAGAGUUCAGCGAGUAAAUGAAGAUGACGGAACUCUGAACAAUGAAGGAGCAGGUGUGAUGAUCCAGGAGACUAAAUCAAAGACUGAGGAAAACAUAUCAGAGCAAAAGAAAGAUGACAUUCAAUCUGAGCUGGAACAGAUACAUGAAUCAGAAUACAGUGAAGAAGAAAAGGAGGAAGAUCUGAAAAUGAGUUGUGACGGAAGAGAAUCUGUGGAUACAAAUGAACAAAAAGACUGUAUAAAUAAAGACAGCCAAUCAGAAAACUGUUCAGAUGAACUCAGUGAACAUCAAGAGGUGAAUGAAAGAAACUUCGGGGAUCAAUCUGAGCACCCUCAUGAUUCUGUAUUAGUAGAUGAAGACAGAAAGCAGAUCAUAAGUGAAUGCAGAGAGGACUUAACAGAGGAAGAGGAAGGAAACACAGACGAAGGUGCAGAAGAGAACAUUCCUGAGAAAAGUGAAGAAGAACCAAAGCCAGAUGUGAAGAAGAGGGUGAUGGAUAUUGAGAGAGGGGUCUUUAAACCCAAAUCCUAAACCAACAGAUUCUAUCAUCAAUGUAUUGCCGUGAUAAAGAGAAGCGAGGAAACAUCACAAAGUCAGAUGAACUAACGUCAAAGACAUCAAGUCAACUCACACAUGUGGUGCUCAGAAACAUUUUAUUUACAGAAGGUGCUACAGUAAACUAUAUGAUGACAAAGAUGUUCAAAUCAGAGUAACAGAUCGAACAUUUCAUGGUGAUGUGCACAUGUGAAACUGGUUUCCAGAUACUUGUGAACAACACAAUGAUAAAAAGAUCUAAACUUGAAUGAAAUUACACCGUCUGAGAAAACAUGUAUUUAUAUUAUUCUAAUGUUAAGAUAAUUGUCAGAUGUUGUUUUUGUAUAUAAAAGAUGUGAUAAUAUAUUAAAUAAAUGAAGGAUUGCAUCUUA
Messenger RNA from Triplophysa dalaica, 2070 nucleotides. RefSeq names its product trichohyalin. The record is from RefSeq and is a predicted model, not a curated record. Bases 38 to 1675 code for a protein of 545 amino acids. NCBI's taxonomy places the organism in Eukaryota, Metazoa, Chordata, Actinopteri, Cypriniformes, Nemacheilidae. The transcript has 13 exons.